Penicillium cinerascens is the source of this 1218-nucleotide messenger RNA. Its product is annotated as FAD-dependent oxidoreductase. The transcript has 5 exons. The coding region runs from base 1 to 1218 and encodes 405 amino acids. The record is from RefSeq and is a predicted model, not a curated record. NCBI's taxonomy places the organism in Eukaryota, Fungi, Ascomycota, Eurotiomycetes, Eurotiales, Aspergillaceae.
AUGGCCGACUCCGAUCCCCCGGUUCUGAUCGUCGGCGCAGGCAUCAGCGGCCUGGUGUUGGCUCAGUAUCUCCAGCAUCUCGGCGUGCGGUUUGAGAUCUUCGAUCGUGACUCCGCCCUCGAUGCGCGCACUGGUGGAUGGGGCCUGACGCUGCACUGGGCACUGCCUGCCCUGCGCGACCUGCUUCCCGCCCACAUUGUGGACAAACUGCCCGAUACGUUUGUCAACAAGGACGCAUCGUCGCGUGGAGAUGUCGGCAGUUUUCAGUUCUUCAAUUUGAAAUCUGGCGAUGCACUCUAUAGUGUUCCAGCCGAAGAGCGAAUUCGAGUGAAUCGAGGAAGAUUGCGUGAGCUGUUGACCAGUGGGAUUGACGUUCAUUGGGAUAAAACACUCUUGAAUAUCGAAUCCUCUGCGGAACACAUCACCGCUUUUUUCGACGACGGCACUUCGUACACCGGUCAUCUGCUUGUCGCCUGCGAUGGAGCUCGGUCGCGCGCCCGCCAAAUCGUGUAUCCGGAUGGCUGUCAGAUGAACCCAUUGCCGGUGCAGCUGCUCGGGGCAUCACCACUAUACACAUCGGAGGAAAUGGGCGGGGCACAGACGAUCGAUCCCUAUAUCUUCCAGGGCUCUCAUCCUGACACCGAUGUGUUCAUGUUUUUCAGUUUCCUCGAUACCCCAAACAACUUCGAUGAAAGCAGCCGAGAUCGUUAUCAUUGCCAGAUCAUCGUCUCUUGGGCCGACUCCAAAGGAAUCACCGUGCCGACUUCCAAUCCCGACCGUGUCACUCUGAUGAAACAGCUGACCGACAACUGGGCCGAACCAUUUCGGUCGCUCGUUCAUAAUUUACCGGAAAAUAUCGAAGCACGGUCUAUUCGCAUUGAAGACUGGCUCUUUCGACCGGACCAAAAGCAUCUGUCUAGAUGCGUGCUCAUGGGGGACUCGGCACAUACAAUGACGAUGUUCCGUGGUGAAGGAGCUAAUAAUGCAAUCGUCGAUGUCCGUGAUCUGGUGAAGCGGGUCGAUAUGCAAAAUUCCGAAUCAUUUGACUCCGAGACCCUUUCUGCUUCGCUAGCUGCCUAUGAAAAGGAUAUCUUUGCCCGUGUUGAGCCCAGUGUACUGAACUCACGCCAGGCAUGUCUAGACGCUCAUGAUUUCUCAAAGAUCGUGGCCGGGAGUCCGUUGGUGGCGGCGAGAGUGCUUCAAACAAAUACGGAGUGA